AUGAAAGGAUCACGAAUAGAGGGUAUGGAGAAGGAUAAAAAGGAUAGGAGGGAGGAGGAUAAGGAGGGGGUUAAGGGAGAUAAAGGGGAGGAGGAUAAGGAGGGGAGAGAAGGGCGACGAGGAACGGAGCAGGUAUGGCUAGGAAGGGACAGGAAAGCAGACGCGGAUUUACCGUUUUCAAACCUUGAGUUGCUGCUACCGUCAGCAAGAGCAGCUGGUAUUUACUUUGUGCGCCGACCAGAGGGGGCGGAAGAGGGGGAGGACGAGGGGGGAGAAGCGGGUGAGGACGCGGAGGGUGAAGCGGGGGAGGACGAGGGGGGAGAAGCGGGGGAGGACGCGGGGGGGGAAGCGGGGGAGGACGAGGGGGGGAAAGCGGGGGAGGACGCGGGGGGAGAAGCGGGGGAGGACGCGGAACAGCACGAAGAGGAGGAUAGGGAAAGGAAAGAGGAGAGGGAGGAUGAUGAGGCGUGGUCGCAGUUGCGGCAUGAGGCAGUUGCUCUAAGCGAUCACACCUUUCAACAGCAUAAACGCCACAAGGGAAGCUGGUCAUUCUCCUCACCUCACUCACACCGUCCUAUAUCCCAUUCUCCCCGGCGUCGGCUCAUCAUGAGCUGGCAGAAGGAUGACGUGUUGUCUGAGGGUGACGUGGCACCCCCCUCGCGGCGGCGCCAGCUCAUCAUGAGCUGGCUGAAGGACGCAUGGGUGCGCAGCGUGGCGUUCCGCCUGAACGGCGACCCCCGGGAGGACCGAUUUCUGGUGGGCAGCCAGGAGGACCAGGGCUACCAGUGGCAGUGGACGGACGGCACUGUGGGGAGCAGCUGGAGAAGCCCCUUCGUGCACAACCUGUCACUUGACAUGGAUUCAGGAGGACCAGGGCUACCAGUGGCAGUGGACGGACGGCACUGUGGGGAGCAGCUGGAGAAGCCCCUUCGUGCGAAACCUUUCUUUGGAUAUGGAUACCUCCAGGACGGCCGCUUCCUGGUGGGCAGCCAGGCGGACCAGGGCUACCAGUGGCAGUGGACGGAUGGGGUGGUUGGCAGCAGCUGGCGGAGCCCCUUUGUGCGCAACCUGUCAACGGAUAUGGAUGCUCUAGCCUCGUGUGCCAAGGUCCUUCCCCCCGAAGUGUUUGACCAGCCCACGGGAGUGCUCACCCCCACGCCAGCUCUAGCCUCGUGUGCCAAGGUCCUUCCCCCCGAAGUGUUUGACGAGCCCACGGGAGUGCUCACCCCCACACCAGUCACGGGCGAGCACCUCGCAACGCUCUCCUCGCCGCUCUUCGACCCACAGCCCCUCCCCGCAUAUGCUAACGAGGGGUUAGGAGGAGACGAGGAGGGAGAGGUUGAGGAAAGAAGCUCGGUAGGGAGAGAAGAAGGGAGAUGGGGUGGUGGUGGAGGGGCUAGGCGCAGGCUGGUGGGGAGGAAGGUGGGGUUGGAGGAGGUCGGAACACCCCAUUCGGGUCUUCCAGGUGGUCUUGAAGGGAAGGAGAAAGGCAAGACAGGAGGAGGGAUGCUUGCUGAGCAAGAGCGUGGGAACAGCGAGGCAGCAGCUGAAGGGGGGGAUGAGGAGAAGGCACCGCAUACGUCAGCACCGAGCACAGUACGGCAGCUUGAGGAGUACGGUGCUGAGGGCAGCUUUCCAGAGCAGGGAGGCGGGGAUGCAGGCUCUUCUGCUGGUAGCGAUUCAGCUUAUAGUGAAGAUGGUGGGGUGAGCGAGAAGGUGGGCGGAGCGAGAGUGAAGAAAGGCACGGGACUGCGGCUGCAGUUUGAUGUGGCCAUUCAGAUCCGCACCGCCACCAACUUGGUGGAGCACCCCUCCUGCUACGAGGCGGACAGCGACUGUCAGCACGAGCUUUACGAGCUCCCACAGAUGACUUUUGAGUCGACUCAAAAGUCACAAGCUUUACGAGCUUCCACACCCUUCCUAACCCAUCCCCCCCAUCUUCCAUCCAUCCCCCCCUCCUCCCCCCACACAUGCAGCAGCAGCUGA
Messenger RNA from Closterium sp. Naga37s-1, 1986 nucleotides. The record is from the annotation of a GenBank genome assembly. NCBI's taxonomy places the organism in Eukaryota, Viridiplantae, Streptophyta, Zygnematophyceae, Desmidiales, Closteriaceae.